Rotaria sp. Silwood2 is the source of this 480-nucleotide messenger RNA. NCBI's taxonomy places the organism in Eukaryota, Metazoa, Rotifera, Eurotatoria, Philodinida, Philodinidae. The record is from the annotation of a GenBank genome assembly.
AUGUAUAUCGGAUUCGCAGUAUUUUUUCUAUUAAUUGCACAUGUUGCUAAUUAUCCAUCAGUACGUGAGGUUGCAACAGAUGGUGAAGAAAGUGACAAUGAUUUACAAUUAGAACUUCGUUCGAUUUUAAACCAUCUUGAUAAUGAACAAAUGGAACGAUCUAUUACAUUAGAUGAAGAUAAUCAAGAAGACGAUUCUGAUCAAUAUGAACAUGCAAUGAACAGACGACAAGGUGGUUAUAAUGUAAUUAAACAAGAUCUUAAAUGUGAAAUCGAAUGUGUUGAUAAAUUACGAAAUCCAAAAUUAGGUCAAGGUUUGUCAAUUAAAGAUGCAGCUAAAUCUUGUAAAAAUAUCUGUGCUAAUACAAGCAAAAAGCGUGAACAGAAAAAACUCAUUGUACGACGAAAAGAACAAUCUCACCAAAAGAGCUUACGUCAAUUUAUUGAUAAUGAUAAUAGCAACAGCAAUGAAGAACAAUAA